CUCUCACUGCUCUUGUGAAGUUGAGUAUGUAUGUGUGUUUGCAUGUGCAGUGUGUGUGUGUGAGGGUGUUUAUGCCCCUGUAUUUGUUUGUCGAAGGUUAUUGUUGGAGCCAGGAGAUGCUGCUCUGCAGGGUAAGGAAGCUGUGCUCUGAUUGGCUGCUGACAAACAGUGACAUCCUCACUGGCUGCUAUAAGAGUCCAACUGAUAGUCAGGAGCACAUUUAGUCUACAGUGUGUUCAGCCGGGAGUGCUGUGUGCAUGUAAAUGAAACAAAGAUAGACAAAAUGAGCCUGUAAUUAAGAGUGAAACAUAUAGAGCACACUCAAUGUGAGAACACUAUGUGAGACCAGAACACUUUCUAAGAGAAACACAAUUCAAAAGGAUUAUUUUUGGAUAUCUUACGGGAGUCCAUGAAGAGUGGAAUUAAGUUGGACGACUCUAAAACACUCUCCUGAUUUUUAGUCAAAGCUCAUGGAGGGAGAGGAUACGUUGAGCACGGAGAACACCUCCCUGCCCAUGAAUGUUUCAGCCGGGCUGAACGAUUCUUCUCCGGUGUCUUCACCUGGCUCAGACUAUAGUGAUGUAGAGGUGGUGAUAAUUAGCAUCUUAAUGGGGCUUCUGGUUCUAGGCAUCGUUUUUGGCAAUGUGCUGGUCAUCAGCGCCAUUGUACGAUUCCAGCGUUUGCAGACGGUCACCAACUACUUCAUCAGCUCCCUUGCCUGCGCCGAUCUGGUCAUGGGCCUCAUGGUGGUGCCAUUCGGAGCCUGCUACAUCCUUCUCAACACGUGGCACUUCGGAAACUUCUUCUGCGAGUUUUGGACAGCUACGGAUGUGUUAUGCGUGACCGCUAGCAUCGAGACGUUGUGCGUGAUCGCCCUGGACCGGUACGUUGCGAUCAUGUGGCCUCUACGCUAUCAGUCGAUGCUUACGAAGCGGAAGGCCUGCGGGGUGGUCCUAGGGGUGUGGGCGGUGGCUGCCCUUAUCUCUUUCCUGCCCAUUCACAUGGAGUGGUGGGUGUCAGAUGAACCUGACGCAGUGCGCUGCUUGGAGAACCCCACCUGCUGCGACUUCAACACGAACGCCGCCUACGCCGUGACCUCCUCCAUCAUCUCCUUCUACAUCCCGCUGGUCAUCAUGGUAUUUGUGUAUAGCCGGGUCUUCCAGGAGGCCCGUAGACAGCUUCAGAAAAUUGAUCGCAUUGAGGGGCGCAUACGCACACAGAGCUUCAGCACCCAGGAGGGGAAUGAGGUGAAGAACCGGAGGACCAAGUUCUGCAUGAAGGACCACAAAGCUCUGAAGACCUUGGGGAUCAUCAUGGGAACCUUCACCCUCUGCUGGCUGCCGUUUUUCGUGCUUAACGUAGUGGCGGCCAUCUGGAAGAUGGACAACAUCAUGUUGCCUUUCAGGAUCUUGAACUGGAUCGGCUACGCCAACUCCGCCUUCAACCCCCUGAUCUACUGCAGGAGUCCUGAGUUUAGAAACGCCUUUCAGGAGAUCCUGUGCUGGAGAACUUCUCGUCUACCCUCCACAAGGAAUAACAAGGGAUAUAUCUACAGCGGCCACAGCUGGCAAGUCCACAAGAAGACCACCAGACAACGAGAGCCCUCACCAGCUUGCGAAACAGAAAUGGGUGUCGACUGCUUGACUGCAGGCACCAAAAACACAAAUGGGAAUUGUAAUAAAGCUGUGAUGCCCAACAUUUAGCCAGUUUUGAACAUUUGGAUAUUCUCUUCAUAUUCCCUGGAGCACUGGAGAUAUUUCUGGUUGCAGCCACUUUUGUCUGUGACAAAACAUGGUUUUUAGAUGUUUUAGCCUUUUGAAACAAGAAGGUCUAUUGUCAUAUUGUGAUACUUGUAUUGAGUCAGAACAAAUGGAAAUUAAGUAACUUCUGUUUUUGGACAAAUGAGGAAAGAGAGAGGGUUUGAAAGCCAAGACAAUCUACCUCUGGAUUCCAUUUACUACCUCGAGACACUUUUCACGUCUCAACUGAAACCUGCAUGGAUAGUUAAUUCAUAAUUUAUUCAGAAAUGCCUCAACUUACAAACCGAGAGUCUAGAUUUGUAGUGGAUUGCAGAUCUUAAAGAGCAUCAGAGGGGUGUCUUAUAGCAGACAGACUUGUUACAUUCCGUUAAGAGCUUGGGCUUCUCCAGUCAGAGGAAAUAUAACCCUCUGAUGAGGGCCAACAGGUGCACAUUGCCGUCUGUGCUAUAACCAGCUGUUCUUGUCGAAAGGAAAAAGUGAAGGAGCCAAGCAGUUCUCUCCAGCCCAAGCACUUCAACCUUCCCCCGUUAACAUUUCCACUGGGAAAUCAUUUUAAGGUUACAGCUGAAGCUGUAUCUAUAAAGGGUCAUGUUUAUAAAAGUAAGUACGCAAGUCUACAUUUGUAGGCUGGGUGGCACAAUAUUGAUGAUAUAUUUAACAUGUCACUAUACGUCUAAUAAAGGUGCCAAUAAAUCUCAAUGCUAUUUAAAUGUUGAGUAUGUAAAUCUUGAUGCUAUAUCAGCAUCCUAAUUUCAGGAAUACAACUUCUGGCAUCUAAUUUAUGGGGGUGGGUUGUGUUUGUACUGUUUACAGAUUCCUGAACAAACAGUCCUUUGGGCAAACGGCACAAGCUCACCUGAUAUUGAUCUGACGGUUGUUUAUUUCCAUCUGUUUAGUUUUAUAUAAUAGCCCGGGCAAUCCACUUGAUUAUGACAGAUACACUGCUGGAAGAUAUCUGACAUUACAAAAAGCUGACAAAUGUACGUUUACGCAAUGGCCCAGUGUUGGUGUCAUUGACAGCACGUUUGCUCAUAUACAGGGACAGUGUUUUGCUCUUUGAGCCCCCUUCCUGUGUAUGUGCACACACACACGCGCGCACACACACACACACACACACACACACACACACACAUGCGUAUGUCAUAAGAAUUUGAGGAAGACAUAAAGACAGCUUAUGAGGCUGUAUAGACCUCAGUCGAUCAUUGUAGCACCAUAUUUAUUUUUUGCCAGGAAUAAAAACAAGGUUGUGAUGAAUAGAAGUACAGUGUGUUCAAAGAAUUGUAGUCUUAAUUAACAACUGGGUCAUUUUUAGGCUGACGAAAGAUAUGUCCAAAAAAAAUUGGUAGAAAAAAAACUCCAUAAAACAGUUUUGAAAGCUGUGAGUUUUGAAAAUUAUGAUCCAGGCCCUAUAUGCAGUACAUGCUAUUGCAAAGACUGUAAAUCUAUGCUCACACAACCUCAUUUUCAUCCACAUAAAAUUCAUUAUGGUGAGUUUACACAGACUAAGGUCUAUUCCAGGUCUAUUUAUAUGUUGUUAUGCUGUUAAUAUACACAGAUGUUUGAAAUACAACAAAAUAUUAAUAUAUAAAAUUAAUAUAAUAAAUAGUAAUUAUAAAUUGUAGAAAUAUAUACAAGCAUGAAGUAUUUCAAAUGUCCAUCUUGGAUUGUUUUUGUGAAAUACGUUCUUUGGGAUAAAAACUGGAAGCUUGAAUCUCUUUUAUUAUGUGAAGCAUUUAGGGUGUUUUGUUGUUGGUACUGUAGUAAUGAACACAUCAUGCUUCUCAUGUAAGGUAUUAGUCAAACAUCAUCUUAGGCACAUUUUGUAUGAAGUAUUUACUACAUUGAUGGACAAAGCAGUAUGUGAAUGUAGCCUACUAUAUUACUGUGUUUUGACAGCACAUUUCUGAAAUGGUAUCUGCUUAGUUUGUGUCAUUCCACGAAACAAAUGAUCUUGUUUGCCAAGUGCAAAUGUUUCCUCUAUGCUACUUUUACCACAAAAAGUGUUUUGUUUUAAGGUGUAUUAUUUUUGUUUAUUUAUUUUUGUAUGUCCAACCAGCUGCUUAAUGUACAAAGUGACAAAAUAAACAUGGUGGUUUGUAA
This is a messenger RNA of Ctenopharyngodon idella (grass carp), 3860 nucleotides long. It is a transcript of the gene adrb2b, whose product is annotated as adrenoceptor beta 2, surface b. Lineage: Eukaryota; Metazoa; Chordata; Actinopteri; Cypriniformes; Xenocyprididae. Gene Ontology annotation, molecular function: beta2-adrenergic receptor activity; norepinephrine binding. Gene Ontology annotation, cellular component: membrane. The record is from RefSeq and is a predicted model, not a curated record. The transcript has 3 exons. Bases 471 to 1703 code for a protein of 410 amino acids. Gene Ontology annotation, biological process: adenylate cyclase-activating adrenergic receptor signaling pathway; norepinephrine-epinephrine-mediated vasodilation involved in regulation of systemic arterial blood pressure; negative regulation of smooth muscle contraction.